GAGCGGAGAAACGCAGCGGAUCGGGGCCGCGGAGACCCCGGGCACCGAGAUUCUUUAUCUUUGUUCAGGAGCCUAAGGUUGCUUGCUGAUCAUAGGAAGAUGUUUCUGUGGCUCUUUCUGGUUCUGUCAUCUCCAGUUUCUUCUACAACUGCAGAUGCUGAUAUAUCUGUGGAAAUUUGCAAUGUUUGCUCCUGUGUGUCAGUUGAGAAUGUACUCUAUGUCAACUGUGAGAAGGUUGCAGUCUACAGACCAAAUCAGCUUAAACCACCAUGGUCUAAUUUUUACCACCUCAACUUUCAAAACAACCUGCUAAUUGUUCUGUAUCCAAAUACCUUUCUUAAUUUUACUCAUGCAGUGUCCUUGCAACUGGGUAAUAAUAAAUUACAGAACAUUGAGGGAGGAGCCUUUAUGGGUCUCAGUUCAUUAAAACAGUUGCACUUGAACAACAAUGAAUUAAAGAUUCUCCGAGCUGACACUUUCCUUGGCAUAGAGAACUUGGAGUAUCUCCAAGCUGACUACAAUUUAAUCAAGUUUAUUGAACGGGGAGCCUUCAAUAAGCUUCACAAGCUGAAAGUCCUGAUUCUUAAUGAUAAUCUGAUUUCAUUUCUUCCUGACAAUAUUUUUCGAUUUGCUUCUCUAACCCAUCUGGAUAUCCGAGGGAAUCGAAUACAGAAGCUUCCUUACAUUGGAGUUCUGGAACACAUUGGCCGAAUUGUUGAACUGCAGCUGGAAGACAACCCCUGGAAUUGUACCUGUGAUUUGUUGCCUUUGAAAGCAUGGCUGGAGAACAUGCCCUAUAACAUUUACAUUGGAGAAGCUAUCUGUGAAACACCCAGUGACCUCUAUGGAAGGCUACUGAAAGAAACCACCAAGCAAGAGCUGUGUUCCAUAGGGACAGGGAGUGAUUUUGAUGUGCGCAUUCUGCCUCCCUCGCAGCUGGAGCCUGGUUACAGCACCCCCAAUGGCCACACCACUCAAAUAUCCGUGCACAGAUUAGUCACCAAGCCACCAAAGACUACAAAUCCUUCAAAGAUCUCAGGAAUAGUAGCUGGCAAAGUGCUGUCUAAUCGCAAUCUCAGUCAAAUUAUAUAUUAUCAGACCAGGGUGCCUCCUUUAACUCCUUGUCCGGUCCCCUGUGUUUGCAAAACGCAUCCGUCAGAUUUGGGAUUAAGUGUGAAUUGCCAAGAAAGAAAUAUAGAGUCAAUGGCUGAACUUGUACCAAAACCUUUAAACGCCAAGAAACUGCAUGUAAAUGGCAAUUAUAUUAAGGAUGUGGACACUACAGAUUUCAUUGAGUUUGAGGGACUGGAUUUGCUACAUUUAGGCAGCAAUCGGAUUUCAGUGAUCAAAGGAGAAGUUUUCCGAAACCUUACGAAUUUACGGAGGUUGUAUCUCAAUGGCAAUCAGAUUGAGCGUCUGAGCCCAGAAAUGUUUGCUGGCCUCCACAACUUACAGUAUCUAUAUUUGGAAUACAAUGUAAUAAAAGAAAUCCUAACAGGCACCUUUGACUUAAUGCCAAAUUUGCAGUUGCUUUACCUGAACAACAACCUUCUACGAAGCUUGCCAGCAUACAUUUUUGCUGGUGCACCACUUGCUAGACUGAAUCUGAGAAACAAUCAUUUCAUGUAUUUACCUGUAAGUGGCGUUCUUGAUCAGCUAAAAUCCCUUACACAGAUUGAUCUGGAAGGUAAUCCGUGGGACUGCACUUGUGAUUUAGUUGCUUUAAAACUGUGGCUUGAAAAGCUGAAUGAAGGUAUUGUAGUGAAGGAGCUGAAAUGUGAAACACCUGUGCAGUUUGCUAAUAUUGAACUUAAGUCUCUGAAAAUUGAGAUUCUCUGUCCUAAACUUUUAAACAAGCCAUCUGUCCUCUUCACUAGCCCUGUGCCUGCUGUUGCUUUUACAACACCAGUAGGACCAGUUCGGAGCCCACCUGGUGGCCCAGUUCCACUGUCCAUCCUAAUUUUAAGCAUAUUGGUUGUGCUUAUUUUAACAGUGUUUGUUGCUUUUUGUCUUCUUGUUUUUGUGCUUCGGCGGAACAGAAAACCAAGUGUAAAGCAUGAAGGGAUUGGAAAUCAAGAAUGCAGUUCUAUGCAACUGCAGCUGAGGAAGCAUGAACACAAGUCAAACAAAAAAGAUGGACUAGGUGCAGAGGCCUUCAUUCCUCAAACCAUCGAGCAGAUGAGCAAAAGUCAUACCUGUGGUUUAAAAGAGUCUGAAACGGGGUUCACCUUUGCAGACCCACCAGGGCAAAAACUCAUUUUGAGAAAUAUUAAUGACAAGGAGAAAGAUUUAUUGCAUACGGAUACCAGAAAAAGGCUGAGUACAAUUGAUGAACUGGAUGAGUUGUUUCCUCGGAGGGAUUCCAAUCUAUUUAUUCAAAAUUUUCUUGAAAGUAAAAAGGAAUACAAUAGUAUAGGGGUCAGUGGCUUUGAAAUACGUUACCCAGAGAAAUUACAAGAUAAAAAAACCAAGAAAUCUCUAAUAGGUGGUAAUCAUAGUAAAAUUGUAGUAGAACAAAGGAAAAGUGAAUAUUUUGAACUGAAAGCUAAACUUCAAGGUUCACCUGACUACCUACAAGUCCUUGAAGAACAAACUGCUUUGAAUAAAAUAUAG
Calypte anna (Anna's hummingbird) is the source of this 2613-nucleotide messenger RNA. RefSeq names its product SLIT and NTRK like family member 4 (gene SLITRK4). Gene Ontology annotation, molecular function: protein binding. Lineage: Eukaryota; Metazoa; Chordata; Aves; Apodiformes; Trochilidae. The transcript is spliced from 2 exons. Gene Ontology annotation, cellular component: glutamatergic synapse; membrane. Bases 100 to 2613 code for a protein of 837 amino acids. The record is from RefSeq and is a predicted model, not a curated record. Gene Ontology annotation, biological process: regulation of presynapse assembly; axonogenesis; positive regulation of synapse assembly.